AUGUUCCCACGUCGCCAAAGGCGGAGACUUCUACCUCGUCCUUCACCGUCUCUCACUCGCCCUCCUAUCAUCUCCGUUCCUCACCCGGCUCGUGAAUUUAUCCUCCACUCCGUUGAAUCUACUCCGUCCAUCUUAUCUGCUGUUCCUACACGAGCUUUCUUAGGUUCUACCGGAUCUUUAGUCAGCGCUAUCUUUCGUCUGCCCUCGCCGCCUGUGAAACUGCGCCCCGAUGGACCUCCCCCUCCCCUCCUCUCGAAGAGAUCUACGGUCCGGCAUCCUCGUUUCAUAAUCCACAUGAUGCUUCUAGCCCACUGGCCUCUACAUCGUCCACAGUAUGAGAUCGUCACAUCCGCAAGGAUUGUCAACGUCCAAUUCAGCGAGCAUCCAUAUCUAAAGCCUUCAGUGUCUGCUCCGACUCCUGCUAUGGCUCAUGAAUCUUCGGACGUUUCUGUCCCUGCUGCGAUCGUCGAAGGAAAGUCUCAUGCACAGUCACAAUGUUUAUCGUCUCCCCCUGUUGUGUCAGCAUCCGGUAAAGUGAAUGAAGUCGAAUCCAGUGGACAUGUCCAUCGUUCGCUGCCUCAGGUGCCUUCUCCGGCCACGAUCGAUAAAGGCCUUUGCGAUGAGGUUGCUCAACCUUCGUCAGCCGUCGAAAUUGAGACUACGGAGGAGGUCCAUGAUUCGCCCAUUCUCGCUCCCGCCGACGACACUGUUGCUAUACCUUCUUCUAUUUUCCCAGUCGAGGCGCGGAAACAGCCGGAUCAUCCCGCUCUCACAUCCGAAGGUGUCGCCUCGCAAGUUGAAAGGAAGGAACCCACAGCACUUGCAGUCAUUGUGUCUGGGCCUCCUGAACAGCUGCACCGUUCUCCCAUACCUGCCUCCGUUCCCGAAGUUGCUAAAGGUGCCCCUUUUGACUGGUAUGCUCUGCUUGCCGCACCUGAAGAGCCCAAGUGCCAGAAACGUGCACGCGUCCGUUCACCUCGUAUUCCCGCGGAUGCAUCCUGGCGAACCCUGUGGCAUUUGGCCUCCGAUCUUAGGCCCACGAAGCGGGCACGCUGUCGCUCUCCAUCUCAACCCAUUCAGAUUAUCGCUACCGCUCCGCAAGAUGCUUCCGACUCGAUUAAGAGCAAGGCUCCAGAUCUUUCACGCGUCUCUCCUCUACCUGUCCUCAUGGAGGAAGAAACCAUUGCACCAGAGGACGAUAUCGCUUCUCGUCAGCAAGCGGCCAUCCACAAAUCUGUGAAUGGUCUGUCAGCAAUUGAGAUUGAAUACGAUGAGGAGUUAAUAGACUACGGAUUCCAAUCGGAAGCGGAUGGCAUCGAGGGUCGUGCAGAGAUCGCUUACGAGCAUGGUACUAGGAAGAUGCCUAUCAAUCACAUUGAAGGAGAGUUUGACUAUCAAGACGAAGAGUCAGCAUCGCCUUCAGGCCAGGAGCGCUCCCGUCCGCCGUCAAUGUCGCCUGGACGCUUCCGUUCAGUGUCGCUGCUGCGGACACCAUCACCUCCGCGAGGCUCCUCAUCUGCUUGCGCAGGGCAAUUGUCUAAGAACCAUUGCGACUACCGUCCGCCAUCUUUACCGGCCAUGCCUCCGCCUCUUGAUAUUGUCUCGCUGACAGGUUCAUCACGUCGCUCACCUGUCGGCCUCUCUCCACGCGAACAUCCACUCCCAUCUGGUCCACUCUCACAGCUGUGCCGUUCUGAACGAUUGCGCAUUCGGUCUCAGUCGCCACAAGUGAUGCCGUUCCGCGCGAAGCGUAAUGUCGACCUCCCACAGACCCUUCCUCCGUUGCCCUUGCCGACUUUCUCCAGCCCACGCGCUCGGAACCCUGCUCACCCGUCUGCACCGAGCAGUCCCCCCCAGUCUCGCCCUCCCCACAUUUAUCAUCCGUCACGUCGAACUCGUCUGCUGACGCCCGAACGUCCCGCAUCUCCGGUAACUGAGUCAGGCUAUGCAUCGACUCCACCUCCUCCUCGGAGAGUUUUCCAGGACGAUUUGGCCGAACAAACGUUUCCAUUCAACUUGCCCAUUAAGUACGAGUAUCCUGUGGUUCAACCACUGCAUCCAGAAGACCGAGACUGGCUUGGAUUGAUGUUUGAACAAUUGGAUUGGGCAGAAGAUCACGGUAAUCGCAUUAUUAUAGACGCUCGCGAAGCAGGAGAACGCGCGAUCCUUCAGGCCAUCGUAGCAAAAGUUCUGCUCUCUAUCGCUGAAGCAAGGCUAUGGGAGUUAGGACAGGGCAUCUGUCACCUUGUUGGAGCUGCUUUCAUCGACUACCUUGCCGCAAAAAUUGUCAGUGAAGACCCUCAGAUCAGAUGCGAUGUUGACGAGGAGCUUGAGCUGGACUUGCUCGAUCUGUUGCGUUGGGACCUUCAUGUCAGGCAGUGGGAUGAGUAUCAUCAGUGCUUCCGGCCCUAUCAACACAUCCCUGUCGAACUCUUAUACCCGAAGAAAUCACAGGCAGCCGCAGCAGUCAUACGGGACGGUGGAGGUUACACACUUGUUCCCAUCCUACGAGAAUUCUACGAAAGUCGGGAGAAGAGCCUACGUGAAGGUGUAGCGAAAGCACGAGACUUUAUUCAAGCAGAGAGGGAGGCUGAUGCUCACGCCGAACUAGAAGCAAAGGUGCGCGAUGGCACGGCCCUAGCACCUUUGUACCGACGGGCACGUAUUCAACUUGGCCUGCACCAAAUUGGGGCAAAUGUGCAUACUGGAAAGAUCGACGUCCCAAACGCAAAUCUGGAGUCCAUACGAAUGCUCAAGAAGCUGAGCAAUCUUCCCAAGUCGUUUGUGAUGAAUCUACCGCGCAUCCUCCUAAGGAUGUUCAUCCAAUGCCUACGCCUUUCAGUCAGAACGACGCUCGUCUUGCUCCUCGGCAUCUCAGUUUAA
This is a messenger RNA of Laetiporus sulphureus 93-53, 2883 nucleotides long. RefSeq lists its product as uncharacterized. NCBI's taxonomy places the organism in Eukaryota, Fungi, Basidiomycota, Agaricomycetes, Polyporales, Laetiporaceae. The coding region runs from base 1 to 2883 and encodes 960 amino acids. The record is from RefSeq and is a predicted model, not a curated record. The transcript is spliced from 17 exons.